Messenger RNA from Cuscuta campestris, 1837 nucleotides. The record is from the annotation of a GenBank genome assembly. Lineage: Eukaryota; Viridiplantae; Streptophyta; Magnoliopsida; Solanales; Convolvulaceae.
AAGUGUUUUUUUUUUCGGGGAGAGGAAUUAUUUGUUAAGUGGGGGAGCAUUUAAAGAAAAAAAGUAAACACCCACGGUUCUGGACUUCUGGUAUUGUGAUGACGAUUGACGACUGAACUGUAUAAGCACCCACAAUUCUUCGUAUUCUCUUCAUUACAGGAUGCAUAUAUUUCUCUACGAAUCUGAGCUUGUGAUCGAUUUUCUCCCAUUCUUGCAAAUCUUGAAACAUCCAAAGUUUAGGGCAAGGGGGCAGGAAACUUUUAUGUGAAGAAGAAGAAAAGGGUUACUUUCCUUUCUUCUUUUUUUCCCCUGUCAAAGUAUUCUUGUGAUUCUUUGGACUUGGCUCUGCCUUUCCGAGGAUCUUCUGGGCUGUGUUUCCUUCUAAGUGUAUGAUUUGGUUGUGGAUGAAGAAGGAUCUGAUUUGUGAUUCCUGUUAUGAGAACUGGGGGAUUUUAUGAUUCAUAGUUAGAUCUCUGAUCUUCAUAAUAUGGAGAAUGGUGGUUGGAUGGCAUUGAUUUUUGCUUCAGAAUUGUUCUUGGCAUUCAAGGAAGAAGGAGACAAGUUAGCUUAACAAUGACUGGUGAUAGUGAUUUCGAUGGAGGAGAUGUAUCCGGCGGUUGUGGUUCCAUUUAGUUUGGGUAGCUUUGUUUGUGAUAGCCAAAUCCAUAUGGAUGUCACGAAUCUAAACGCGAUUAGUGAUUCUAAAAGCGAUCAUAGUGUUGUGGUUUCAAGCAUUGCCCGGGAAAGCGAAGACGAUGAUCUGAAUCUUGACACCUCAUCAUGCUCCUUGUCCAUCGCGAGUGAUACUAGUAGUGCGUGCAAUGAUGAUUUGUUGGCUGAGUUGGCGCGUGCUGAUGGGUCCCACUCAAAACCGCCCGUUUUGGAUAAGGGAUCAAGUGGUGGGACUGUGACCCGGAGUGUGUUUGAAGUGGAUUAUGUCCCGCUUUGGGGGUACGUAUCCGUAUGUGGAAGGAGGGCAGAAAUGGAAGAUGCGGUUUCAACCGUGCCAAGGUUCUUUAAGGUUCCACUGGAGAUGCUAAUCGGAAAUCGUAUGGUGGAUGGGAUGAGAGGGCAUUUAAGUCAUUUGACCGCUCAUUUCUUCGGAGUCUAUGAUGGUCAUGGUGGCUCUCAGGUUGCAAAUUACUGUCGUGAUCGAAUUCACACCGCAUUGGCCGAAGAGCUGAGUAUUGAACUGAGUAACAAAAAUACCGAAAAUGCCCAAGCAUUAUGGAGGAGGGCAUUUGGAAAUUGUUUCGUGAAGGUUGAUGCCGAGGUUGGAGGGCAGGGGAAUGUCAAACCGGUUGCCCCAGAGACUGUGGGGUCCACUGCGGUCGUUGCCCUCGUUUGUUCAUCUCAUAUUAUCGUGGCAAACUGUGGCGAUUCAAGAGCGGUUCUCUGUCGCGGGAAAGAACCUAUGGCAUUAUCUGUGGAUCACAAACCAAACAGAGAGGAUGAAUAUCAAAGGAUUGAAGCAGCUGGGGGCAAAGUGAUACAGUGGAACGGACAUCGUGUGUUUGGUGUUCUUGCAAUGUCAAGGUCCAUAGUUCCAAGACAAGCAUUAGGAGUGCAAUAUAGAAGUAUGAAAGAGCUUUAAUUUAUUCCUGCAAAUACCAUUAUGCUCCGUAUCAUAUACAUGUCACCUUUCGGAGUCGUUUGUGGGAAGUCCGACCGAUCAAGGGUUUAUUUGCAAUUUUCAUGAACGUCGAGGGCUGUUUGCAAUUUGACCAAACAUUUGGGGGGCUAAAUUGCAAUUUUGGUCAUGCAAGCAGACAUACUUGGCAGAAUUGGUCUCAAAGUUCACGUGUCGCCCGUUUGUGCAUAAACACAACAAUUGAUU